GUAAUCAGACUAAAUAAAACGACGUGUCAGAACCUGUGCCUUCAGACCCACUGCAACCAUGAAGCUUCUGCUGUGUACCUUCUUCCUGGUGCUCCUGUGUAGCGCCUCUGUGUAUUCUCUGCAAUGCUACACAUGUCAGACUGAGGAUUGCAAGACUCCUACAGAAUGUCCUGCAUCCAGCCACUUCUGCAAAACUGUCUCAUCACCUAAUGGAUUCUCCCGGACAUGCGAGGAGUUCUGCGUGCCUGACGUGAACACCUACUGCUGUGAGGAAGACCUGUGCGUCUGAGGAGCAGCUCAUAAUUGCCAUGUAGCUGGACAAGAAUGCAAUAAUCAAAAUAAUAACGCAUAAUCUCACAAUAUGUGUAUUAACUGACUCAAGUGAUUUAAAUGAAUAAAUAAAAAUCAACAACUUUAA
Molecule: messenger RNA, 418 nt
Organism: Neoarius graeffei (lesser salmon catfish)
Lineage: Eukaryota; Metazoa; Chordata; Actinopteri; Siluriformes; Ariidae
Gene: ly6d
Product: lymphocyte antigen 6 family member D
Exons: 3
Coding region: 59-289 (76 amino acids)
Source: RefSeq, a predicted model, not a curated record